This is a messenger RNA of Lycium ferocissimum, 2627 nucleotides long. Its product is annotated as subtilisin-like protease. The transcript has a single exon. Gene Ontology annotation, biological process: proteolysis. The record is from RefSeq and is a predicted model, not a curated record. Gene Ontology annotation, molecular function: serine-type endopeptidase activity. The coding region runs from base 260 to 2509 and encodes 749 amino acids. Lineage: Eukaryota; Viridiplantae; Streptophyta; Magnoliopsida; Solanales; Solanaceae.
UCUAGUCUUAUUUAAUUGUUCCUUUAACUUUAGUCUUUUUCAAUCACAUGGCUUCUCCUUUUCCCAGAUAAUAAUACAUUAAGUAACAUGAGGGUAUCUAUUGAUUAAACAAUCCCAAAUUUUGAACUAGAUGACCAUCUAAAUUACAGGGCCAGAGCACUAUAUAUGCUAGUACUUCAAAGAAUGCAAAAUCAUCAACUGUUCUUUCCUAAAUACAUAAAUAGUUCAUGUAUUUCUUCAUAAUAGCCAAUUUGUAGCCAUGAAGUUCCUGAAUAUCCUUCUUGUUUUUUCCAUACUUGGUUGUUUAUCAUGGACUAGUAUGCAAAGCAACCUAGAGACUUACAUAGUUCAAGUUGAAUCUCCAGAAAGCCAAAUCUCCACUCAAUCAUCUUCAAUGGAUUUAGAGAGUUGGUACAAUUCUUUUUUGCCAAAGACUAUAGCAAGCACAAGCUCGAAUGAAGAGUCGCCGCGCUUGAUAUACUCAUAUCACAAUGUGAUGAAAGGCUUUGCUGCAAGAUUAUCAGCAGAGCAUGUUAAAGAAAUGGAGAAAAAACAAGGCUUUAUAUCGGCUUGGAGAGAGAGGAUAUUGUCUUUGCACACUACACAUACUCCGAGUUUUCUUGGAUUGAAGCAGAACAUUGGCUUGUGGAGGGAUUCCAACUAUGGGAAAGGUGUGAUUAUUGGAGUUUUGGACAGUGGGAUUUUUCCCGACCAUCUUUCAUUUAGCGACGAAGGAAUGCCUCCUCCGCCUGCUAAAUGGAAGGGUAAGUGUGAAUCGAACUUCACUACAAAGUGUAACAGCAAGCUCAUUGGAGCCCGGACUUUCCCACAAGAAAAUGGUUCGCCAAUAGAUGAUGAUGGACAUGGUACACACACCGCCAGCACUGCUGCUGGUGGUUUUGUGAAAGGUGCCAAUGUGUAUGGAAAUGCUAAUGGCACCGCUGUUGGGAUUGCCCCUCUUGCUCACCUAGCCAUUUAUAAGGUCUGUGAUUCAUUUGGUUGCUCUGACAGUGGCAUUUUAGCGGCCAUGGAUGUAGCUAUUAAUGACGGAGUUGAUAUACUAUCGCUAUCUCUUGGUGCAGGUUCUAGUCCAUUCUAUAAUGAUCCUAUUGCACUCGGAGCGUAUAGUGCAACACAAAGAGGAAUUCUUGUAAGUUGCUCUGCUGGUAAUAGUGGUCCUUCUGAAAGCUCUCUUGGAAAUGAAGCCCCGUGGAUUCUCACAGUAGGUGCGAGCACUUUUGACAGGAAAAUUAAGGCCACUGUUCAACUUGGAAACAAGAAAAAAUUUGAGGGAGAGUCCGCCUUUCAUCCAAAGGCUUUCAGCACAAAAUUCUUCCCUUUGUUUGAUCCUGCACUAAAUGCAAGUGACUCUGACAGCUCUUAUUGCGGAACAGGUACUUUGACUGACCCUGCUGUUAAAGGCAAAAUAGUCUUGUGUAUGGUAGGGGGUGGUUAUACUAGGAUUGCAAAAGGACAAGCUGUUAAGGAUGCCGGAGGUGUUGGCAUGAUUCUAAUAAAUCGGGUAGAAGAUGGUUUCACUACAUCAGCUGACGCUCACGUCCUUCCAGCAAUGGAUGUAACUUAUGAAGAUGGAAUGAAAAUCGUUGAUUAUAUGAAUUCAACAAGAAAAUUUGUUGCCCGGAUUACAUUCCAAGGAACUAUAUUCGGAGACAAAAAUGCUCCGGUUGUUGCUGGAUUUUCUUCUAGAGGGCCAAACCUAGCUAGUCGCGGAAUCUUAAAGCCUGACAUUAUCGGCCCUGGUGUUAACAUUCUUGCUGCUUGGCCUACCUCAAUGGAGAACAACAAAAACACAAAAUUUACCUUCAACAUUAUUUCGGGUACCUCCAUGUCUUGUCCUCACCUCAGUGGAGUAGCAGCAUUACUAAAAAGCGCCCACCCCACUUGGUCUCCUGCAGCUAUUAAAUCAGCAAUUAUGACAACGGCUGAUACAACCAAUCUUGCCAACAGCCCCAUAUUAGAUGAAAUGCUCCUUCCUGCUAGCAUCUUUGCCAUUGGUGCAGGACAUGUCAAUCCAUCAAGAGCAAAUGAUCCGGGACUAAUUUAUGAUACCAAAUUCAAGGACUACUUACCUUAUUUGUGUGGUUUGAAUUACACAAAUCGAGAGGUUGAAAACCUUCUACAACGCAAGGUGGAUUGCUCAGAAGUGAAAAGUAUUCCUGAAGCACAGCUGAAUUAUCCUUCAUUUUCCAUCACACUCGGAGAAAAUUCUCAAACGUAUACAAGAACAGUGACUAACGUCGGGGAAGCUAAAUCAUCUUACAGUGUAGAGAUAGUUUCACCACCAGGAGUUGCAGUAAUUGUUAAGCCCUCCACUCUAAAGUUCUCAAAGUUGAACCAAAAAAUGACAUAUCGAGUAACCUUUUCAAGAACAGCCAAUAGUUCAACCAGUGGUGUAGUUCAAGGAUUCUUGAAAUGGACUAGUACUAGGCACUCUGUAAGAAGUCCAAUUGCAGUUGUUCUGGAAGAAACUGAAACGUUGGAUUUCUAGUCGUUUUUUCUUUUUAAAAAUAAUUUGUUCCAUAUAAUAAGCCUGUAUUAAUUGUUUGAAUCCAACAUGCAGAAUGGAUGCAGAAAGUACUAAUGACAUUCUAUUAUACUUUGUGUUA